CUAUUUUUCUGUGAUGGAAUCAUUGGAGCACAUACUUCUUUGUCACAAAAAAUAGUCAUGAAAUCUGGGUCUCUUUUGACUUUAUUAUGGGUCUUUUGAAAAUGUGACUAAAUCUACUGGUCAAAAAUUUACAUACAGCGACCUCAACGACAGCGACCAAUUGUGGUGUAGAAAGUUGUAUCAAUAAAAUUUAUUUUGUGACAUUACCUCUUUUGCAGCUCACGAGUAAUUAUUAUUGACUACAGCUAGAGCUAGUUUGAUACACUUAAUAGGACAACUGUUCUUUAAAACUAUACGUAAACUUUUGGCCACAACUGUGUAUUACUUUUACUAAACGAAAAACAAUAAAUGUCAUGUCCAGAAUAAGUUAUUGUACAUAUUGUACGUUGUAUGUUUUUUUUUUUUUAGCUUUAGUAAUCUACAAUUUACCGUAGAAGGAAGUGCGUAACGGUGAAGCCUCUCACUCUCGCUCCUUUAUACUCUUUGAUACCUAAGUCAAACUUUCAAGCUUGUCUGUGUAGUCUCCGGGCGCUGUUCUUUCACAAAUGUCGCAUUUAUUUUUCCCCUCGUGGAUUGGACAUUAUGAAAUGUUCUUGAUCAAAUAAAAAGGCGGAAGUAUGGGCAAAUUCCAGUCCAAACUUGCUUCGAAACGUAGACAGGGUCCCGAAGGUGGUAGUUUGGCUUCCAAUGUGCUGACCUGUCAAAGGGAGCUGGAGCGCAUCCACAAAACCAAACUGACAGAGAACUUGUACGUAGAAUUGAGGGCAAACAAGUCUGGGCGUAACUGCAGCCUUAAAGUGAUUCUGCCACCAAAGAAGACACCUGAUAGAGAUAAAAGCAUCCACUUCCAGUUCAAUAAACGGACGAAGAAGAGGAACAGCCAUGAUUGUGUCACAGAGUGUAACAUGGUGUCUGAUGAGGACACUCAGCAGGAGUGGGUCUUCACACUGUACAACUUUGACAACAGUGACGAGGUCACCAGAGAGGACAUGUCCAGUCUGAUACACUCCAUGCAUGAAGUUUUAGUGGCGUCUGUCAAGCCACCUUACGGUGGCACCACACCCCUGAAGAUAAAGCUAGUUGUAACUUCAUCAGCUGGCCCAGAGAAGAUAUCACAAAUAGCAGCAGAGAAGGAGCAGACUACUUUUCAGGAUGCAGCAAAAACACACUAUUGUGUGGAUGAAAACAUAGAACGCAGAAACCACUACCUGGAUCUAGCGGGCAUUGAAAACUAUACCUCCAAGUUUGACAAUACAGAAUCUCCCUCUCAGGAGCCCACUCGGAAUGCUGAUUCUGCUCUUAAGCACCACUCUGUGGUGAUCAGAGAGACCGGCAUCUCUCCUGACCCUCCCAGAGGCCUCUCUAUUCCUCAUUCCCCAAGAAGCAAGGCUGUGUCAGUGGGGAAAGAAAGAAACGGAGAAGAGGGGAAGUCCUGCAGGUUACAUGGCCAUCAACCUGCUUCAUGGUGCCAUCAUUACCAGUCUCCGCCUGCAACACAUAGCAUCCUGCAACGUAGUCAGAGCAAGAGGCUUCGCUCCAGGAUACAAGAUGCUGCCUCCCACCUUAGGCCUACACCGGGGGGAGGUAGGGAAAUAUUGAACAACCUUCAGCCCUCCUAUGGUGCCUUGGCUUCUCCAGCCCAGAGACAUGAGCACUAUCACCACCACGAGCAUCAUCACCACCAUCACUACCACCCUUCAUAAAUGUUUUUCAAACACACAUGAGACUGGUAAAAAGAGUUGGUAUAGACUAUCGACCUGAAAUGUGGUAGUUUUUUUAGAUUAAAUUCAACUCAGCAGUUCCUUAAAUCACCUCAUUUACUUGAUAUUCAGUGUGUGGGGAAAUCAGGCUUCGGCACUGUUAUCUUAAUGCUAGCAAACCCGAAAAUAUUACCUAUAGGUAAACACUAGUUCCAAGAAUUUUCAAUUCAGUGUUUACUGAAUAUACUUUUAUAGCCAUUUUAAAUGGCAGGUUCAUCUAAGGUACAUAACCAUGUAGAUUUAAAAGUUAAUUAAAUGCACACUUUGUAGAGAUACAUGCCUACAUUUUAACCUGUAUUUUGUAUAACCUGCAUAGUCACAUAUUUGCUUGUUAGGGCAAAUAUGUGUAGCCUGGCUCCGCCCUCCUACUUACUUCCGCUCAAUUUUCAUUUUGCUUCAGUACAUCUGUACAAAUGAAAUGUACAAGAGUCUGGUAGGACCAGGCUAAAAUAUGUGUACCAUUGAACAAACAUUUAAUGGCAAUGAAUAAUUUCUCUGUUGAUAGUUCAUAUUCCAAUAACAAUCCCUGAAAGUCCAUGCUUUGUUUUUUUUUUGUUUUUUUUGUUUUUGUUAGUGACAUUGUUUUAACUCAAAAACAGCGAGA
Messenger RNA from Etheostoma spectabile (orangethroat darter), 2364 nucleotides. Its product is annotated as protein naked cuticle homolog 2. The transcript has 9 exons. Lineage: Eukaryota; Metazoa; Chordata; Actinopteri; Perciformes; Percidae. Bases 618 to 1703 code for a protein of 361 amino acids. Gene Ontology annotation, cellular component: cytoplasm. The record is from RefSeq and is a predicted model, not a curated record. Gene Ontology annotation, biological process: negative regulation of Wnt signaling pathway.